This is a messenger RNA of Rhodotorula graminis WP1, 447 nucleotides long. RefSeq lists its product as uncharacterized. Gene Ontology annotation, molecular function: RNA binding; structural constituent of ribosome. Gene Ontology annotation, biological process: translation. The transcript is spliced from 6 exons. The annotation marks the transcript as partial. Lineage: Eukaryota; Fungi; Basidiomycota; Microbotryomycetes; Sporidiobolales; Sporidiobolaceae. Gene Ontology annotation, cellular component: cytosol; small ribosomal subunit; ribosome. The record is from RefSeq and is a predicted model, not a curated record.
AUGUCGCUCGUCGUCCCCGAAGCUCACGUGCAGUUCCAGCACAUCUUGCGUCUGCUGAACACCAACGUGGACGGCAAGCGCAAGAUCAUGUACGCCCUGACCGAGAUCAAGGGUGUCGGUCGUCGCUACGCCAACCUCGUCUGCAAGAAGGCCGACGUCGACCUGACCAAGCGCGCCGGUGAGCUCAACCCGGACGAGCUUGAGCGCAUCGUCACCAUCAUGCAAAACCCGGGCCAGUUCAAGAUCCCGAACUGGUUCGUCAACAGGCAGAAGGACAUCGUCGACGGCAAGUACGGCCACCUCCUGUCCAACCAGCUUGACUCGAAGAUGCGUGAGGACCUCGAGCGCCUCAAGAAGAUCCGCAACCACCGCGGUCUUCGCACGUACUGGGGCCUCCGUGUCCGUGGCCAGCACACGAAGACGACUGGUCGCCGCGGCAAGACGGUU